Molecule: messenger RNA, 561 nt
Organism: Zingiber officinale
Lineage: Eukaryota; Viridiplantae; Streptophyta; Magnoliopsida; Zingiberales; Zingiberaceae
Product: putative invertase inhibitor
Exons: 1
Coding region: 1-561 (186 amino acids)
Molecular function (GO): enzyme inhibitor activity
Source: RefSeq, a predicted model, not a curated record
AUGGCGAUGAAGCCCUGGUCCAUGACUAACGUCUCUCUCCUUCUGCCCCUCCUCCUCCUCCUCCUCCCCCACCACCUCCGUCUCGCCUCCACCGCCGCAGACUCCGUGGAAGCCACCUGCAAGACCAUCGCCCGCGACGACCCGAACGUCCACUACGCCUUCUGCGUCGAGGCACUGCGCAGGGACCCGGCGAGCGGCGCGGCUGACACCAAGGGGCUGGCGGUGAUCGCCGCGAAGCUGUCGGAGAAAAACGCGACGAGCAUGGUAGCAGCGGCCACGGCGCUGCUGGGGAAGGCGCGGCGGCCGCCGGAGCGGCGGAGCCUGGAGACGUGCGCGAGCGCGUACGGGGAGGCGGUGGAGGCGCUGGGGCUCUCGGUGGGGGCCAUCGAGGAGGGGAGGCUGGACGACGCGAUGACGUACCUGAGCGCGAGCAUCGGCGCGGCGGAUGUGUGCGCGCAGGCGUUCGAGGAGUUGCGGGUGGCGUGCCCGUUCCCGAAGCAGAACAUGGCGGCGCAGCAGUUCUGCUACGUUGCUCUGUGCAUCACCCAUUUGCUGGGGUAG